AUGUUCGCGACCAGAAUCCUCCGCCAGGCCGCUGCCCACGCCGAGCGUACCCCGAGCAUCAAGUUCCUCGGCCGCCGCACCAUUCCCUCUUCCAUUGAUCACACCCCCGCUCCUCACCCCGCCUCGCCCACCGGCAAGCUGCCCGCGAAUUUCGGCAACGGCUCUGCUACCCCCAAGCACACCAACUUCAGCUCCUACCGCGACCACGCCCAGCAACACGGUCCCCUCCAGCGCUCCAUCAGCGCCGGCAUUGGCGGUACCUCCGGCCACAACAUGGGCCCCGUCGUCCCCCCCUCGGGAGUCUAUUUCGAUCGCUCGGAGCUGCCCGCCCGCUUCCGCCGCCAACCCCUUGACCUGGACGAGAUCGAGGCUGUCGAGUCUGGCGGUGCUGCCCACUUCGGCUGA
Messenger RNA from Colletotrichum graminicola M1.001, 405 nucleotides. RefSeq lists its product as uncharacterized. The coding region runs from base 1 to 405 and encodes 134 amino acids. The record is from RefSeq and is a predicted model, not a curated record. The transcript is spliced from 2 exons. Gene Ontology annotation, biological process: 2-oxoglutarate metabolic process. NCBI's taxonomy places the organism in Eukaryota, Fungi, Ascomycota, Sordariomycetes, Glomerellales, Glomerellaceae.